This is a messenger RNA of Salvia hispanica, 1043 nucleotides long. RefSeq lists its product as uncharacterized. Lineage: Eukaryota; Viridiplantae; Streptophyta; Magnoliopsida; Lamiales; Lamiaceae. The record is from RefSeq and is a predicted model, not a curated record.
AUCUGGAGAUCAACAACCUACUAUCCGUCUCCGUCUCUGUCUCUGUCUCUAUGAUCACGCUACGAGACUUCUUGGAAGACACAUGGUAGCUAGCAUCUAGCGAAGAUAAAAGAAUUCGAAGACGCGGAUGGCAACCGCAGUUUGCUGCCGAGGCUGCGUCCAGGCAAGACCCGAUUCGCCAAGCAAAACACGGUCCUCCACCGGCUGAAUAGAUCCGACCGGGCCUGGAAAUUCCGGGUCCUCGUUGAUGGGAAGUUCACGGGUAUAGAGAUGGAUCCCCAGGUCGUAAUGACAUGUGUUCGUAUCGUGUUCAGUAUUGAAGGAGGUGUGCUCUGCGUUAAGGGAAUACAUGAGAGGCGCGCCGACGCCUUCUUCCGACUAAGGUUUUUUGGGUGCAUGCGAAACUUUUUCUGGGAUCGUAGAGGACAACCUGAAUCAAUCUAUCCACCUCACACACAAAUGCCUACAAAUAUGAGGAAUGAAGAAGGCCAUUGUCAUCAGCAUUUGCCUCCAUAUGUUGGAUUGCAGAAUAGAGGCGAAGAAGAUGGAAGAAAAUGCUCAUCCAGCGGUGCAGAGGAAGAUGUAAAUGAAUGCUCAACAAGUGAGGCAGAAGCAGAGGAAAUUGUCCGAUCAUCGGUCUCCGAUUCUCCGGCUGAGGCUAAUAAUAAAAUUGUAGGGGACAACCUAAAAGAGAGGACGAAGAAUGCCAAUGCGCAUUUGGACCCGCCAAUAAAAUCAAGAGGGCGGAUAGGUAAUACCCCUCGGCCUCGGUCUCAGCCUCAACCUCAGCCUCGGCCUCGGCCUCCAAUCCAUGAUGAGCCAUCAUCCAACAAUGUGCUUGAGAAGGAUAGUUUUGUCCACGGUAUGCUACUUGUAUUCGCAUUAAUAUUUUUUAUAUGGUUGAGGUUCUUUUGAUGUGCUAUCAAAAAUUAUGCUACUACUAUAUUUGCAAGGUGUGCGCGUGGAACAAAUAAAUUUUGGCAUAUUGCUAUAAUGUGCAAGUGUAAUGUAUUGACUUUAUUUAUUUAGCUUUUCAUUUUUGU